This is a messenger RNA of Homarus americanus (American lobster), 4329 nucleotides long. Its product is annotated as alpha-2B adrenergic receptor-like. Gene Ontology annotation, cellular component: membrane. The transcript has 6 exons. Gene Ontology annotation, molecular function: G protein-coupled receptor activity. Gene Ontology annotation, biological process: G protein-coupled receptor signaling pathway. Bases 640 to 2208 code for a protein of 522 amino acids. The record is from RefSeq and is a predicted model, not a curated record. Lineage: Eukaryota; Metazoa; Arthropoda; Malacostraca; Decapoda; Nephropidae.
UGCCAGUCGGCGGUGCCUCUCUCGCGCGCCGCCGCUGCUUGACGACCGCCGCGAGACUUCACUGCCGCCGGAGUCACUCGCGAACGUGACGACGCGACGCUCCCAACCAUCUGUGACGAUACAGGCGGUGCGUGACGCUAAGGGAGCUGUGGUGUUACGAGGUAAAUUCGACACCACGUGUGUUUUGACACUACUGAAGGUCUGUGACGCUCUGUAACACUACGAAUAAAAGUGUGACAUACCAAUUGUUUCAUCUAAUGACUGUGUGACGGCACUGUGACGGUAGAGGCACUGUGUAAUGCACAGAAAGAAUGUUUUGUUCUACCACAAGCCAAUGUGUGACGAGCCAAGCGUUGUGUGACGCUCUGGAACCUAUGUUACGUUCAAGGAUGUUGCGUGACGCUCUGAAGAAAAUUAUACCGUAACAAGUGCAGUGUGACGCUACAAGUAAGUUAGACGACCCAAGUGCUGUGUGACGCGCUGUUUCUUGUGUCGCAUUUACAGCGUUCUGUUACACCUCGAGGGAAUUGUGACGCAACAAGUGCCCUGUGACGUCCUGAGUGCUGUGUGACGUUCCGAGAAAUGUGUGACGCGGCGGACCAAGUGUGACGCUCCCGACAUUUAGGAGAAUCCAAGACCAUGACCAACGUCAGCCAGGAGGGUGCGUCGACGGUGGCAGCAGAGGGCGUGGAAGGCGUGGAAGGCUCAGGGGGCGUGAGCAUGGACGUGGUGGGCGUGAGUCGUGAAGGCGUGGUAGAGGGCGUGCUGGAGGAGACCAUGAGCCCGGAGAUUCAGUACAUGGGACACAUCGCCUACAGCGUCGUAGCUCCUGUCAUCAUCAGCUUCGGCAUCCUGACCAAUGUCCUUAACCUGGUGGUGCUGACCCGACCCUCCCUCAGGGGCCCCACCUUCAGAUACCUCAAGUGGCUGGCGGUGGCUAACCUGCUGGUGUGUGUGGUGCUGCUACCCUUCACUUUACACUCCCAGGCCACACCUGUCCCCUACGCCGCUGCCCUCUACUUUGCCCACAUAGAGGUGCCUGUUGGGAACGCACUUAUCGCCUCCAGUGUAUACAUCGUCGUGGGAUUGAGCAUCGACAGGUUCGUGGCCGUGUGCUACCCUCGCAAGUAUCGCAAUCUCCACAGCCACUACGUCGCCUCCGUCAGGAUCGCCCUCUCCUUCGUGAUCGCUUUCAUCAUUUAUAUCCCCAUGGGCUUCUACAAGAUGGUUGUGCCGGCCAGCGGUUCCCCUGACAGGUUCCUGAUAGAGGGGAACCUGAGGGUGGUAUCGACGCAGUGGUUCAUGGUGUACGAGUACCUGUUAGAGAUCUGCGUCAGGUUCGCCCCGGCUGUCCUGCUAGCAGUCCUCAACACCUGGAUCAUCAUCGAGUUCAAACGUAUCAGCCGACGACGUCUCCUGCUCUCCCAAGGCAUGAGUUGUGAGGUGUCGGCCAUCCCCUCUCACUCCUAUUUCGAAGGCAACGCCAACAUCACUGUGGUCAACCACUCUCCUACUAAUGGCCAGGUCGAGCCUGAAUCUAUUGCCAUUGAACCGGUCGCUAUCAAUGGUCCCUGUGUGUCUAAACUUUCCAAUACCGUCAACAAUCCAGCCACCUCCACCUCGUCCAGUGAUGUAUCGCCCUUGCACCAGGAGGGCCUCAUCCUUAACAGCAACGGAUACGUUAAUGGGAUGGAUUAUAAAGUAGUGGAUAAUACUUCACUUAACGGGAACGGCUGUAAACCACUGUCUGCUGACGGUGACAUGGCCAGCACGAGAAACUCAUCAGCUAAAUCCACAAUUCGGAGCAAAGGAGAGAAGGAGACUAUUGGCCUUUCAAUGAUCAAUGUUUCAGCUCCUGCGGCGACCGUGACCGCGCCCCGAGGUAUGAGUGAGCGCCGCCACGACAUGGAAAGGCGACUGGUACUACUCCUUGUCUCCAUCAUCGUCGCCUUCUUCGUCACCAACAUCCCCGCCGCCAUCCUCUCUCUCACCUUUAGUGAUGACAAGAGGAACGACCUCAACUUCCAGAUCUUCCGGGCCAUUGCCAAUAAUCUGGAAUUUCUCAACUUCGGAAUAAACUUCAUCCUGUACUUCCUCUUCAGUAAAGACAUCCGAAACGCUUUCAUGUCCCUCCUGCGUCGCACCAUCGACCGCCUCAAGGAAGGCAUCGAAGGCUCCAGCAGCAAAUACGCCGCAACCAACCUAUGAUGGUCAGGUGGCCCCGACCACGCUGGAGAGACGCCCACCAGCUGUAGUCGGCUGCCAUCGUUGUUCCACGCCAGUGCCGGUGACAGUAUUGGUGCUUGUGAUUUGCACGUCUUGUAAGAUUAUCAAGAUGAAAGAUGGCGGCCUUGGCGGGUCUGGCGGCAGUUUAGGAGGUCCAAAAAUGGAUUACUUGAAAGACUGUCUUAACAAAUACAAUCCAGAGUCACCCUACCUCACGUAAUCUAAUUUGAUAUGGGGUUAAGUUAAUUAUAACCCUUGGAAAAAUUUCGUGGAGGUUCAAAUACCACGCGACUUUACUUAUCCUAAUUUGAUUUAACCCAAGAUAUCAUAUAUAAACAAAAUGAUAUUACUGGGAGUUGUUAACACUGGCAAGGCAGAAAAUAAUCGCCCCGCCUUAUUUGGUCGUAGAGUCCGUCAUAACCCUCGACUCAUAGAAGACGUAACAUAAACCUCUACAGACGCACCUCACCCCAAGACCUCAGGAUGGGAUCAAGACCUGUGACUCGUUACCUCCUAACAAAACUAUAAAUGAUUCCAGAUUAGUCUAUAUAGAUAACAAAGAAGCUUUAAUGACUCCUAGAAUUAAUUAUCUCCUGACAUUCCACUCAAAGUGAUUGUGAUUUAGAGGCCAAGUGUACAGUUAACUCAAGGAGUGAGUGUGGCCAUUGUUGUUAAUGUAACCAGUGGUGUAGAGAACACGGCAAAUAUUGCAGUGGGUGUGGCCAAUGUUGCAGUGGACUUGGCCAAAACUUGCAAUGGACGUUGCCAGAGUUGCAAUGGAUGUGACUAGUAUGGCAGUGGGUGUGGUCAAAGUUGCAUUGGGUGUGGCCAGACACAUGUGUACAGUCAGUGCUACAAUGGACAUGAGAAGCCUGACACUGGAACGGGAACACCUGUGACCUGUCCUUAACGCGUCACACGGGCCAGUAACAGCAUCAACCGGACAGAUGGAAAUAUUUAUGACACUACACACCAAAGACUAACUACCCUGUAACACCUCACAGCGGGGAACAGCAAACCACCUGACUGAACUCCUCACAAACACGUGUAAAACUACUCACCUACCUGACACCUUUGUACUCUGAACUGACUCUAUUAUAGGUGCUAUGAGCGACACACCUGUACACCGUAUACUCACAAGGAACAGCUCACAUACAGCUCCUCCUCUCAUUCCUCAUCUCUUUCUUCUCUUGUUUUUCAUACAUGUCUAACCUACAUAUCUUUAUACCCGCGUCACUGUCACAAAAUGACUUUUAUGCUAUAUUGUUAUAUAUAAAUUGUUUUAUUAUUUGAAUCCUCUUCUCUCCAUGUAUAUAUGUCUAGCAUAAUACGUAUAUCUGUUUUAUGUUCUAAUAUACAUAUAUAUGUAUACAUACGUAUAUAUGGCUAUUCGCAUGAGGUAUUGCACUCCUCUGAGACAUGUUGUGUACUUAAUCAAUUGUAAUGAGCCGUGUUGUUACCGGGUAAAGCUGUUUAGUGUUCCCUCUCUCUCUCUCUCUCCAGCUAAAUCUUCUAAUCUAGAUACCCUGGCUGGUCACCCAACGAGCUGUCUCAACACCUGCAAAAAAUGCAGAUGUGUGUGUGUGUGUGUGUGUGUAUGUGCCAAUCUCAUGUGCAAGCUCCUGAGGCCGUCCCCGUGUGUUCAGUGUUAUAAUUAUACAGGAAGUUUGGGAAAUACUCUUAAUAAUUCUGGGUUGUAUUCAUGAGACAUACAUAAGGAUAAAUGACUUCACAACCAUAGUGUCAAUACCCCAUAGUUUGAAAGUUAAAACACAUGAUAGUUUGGGUGGGAAUGUGGUCAAAUCUACGGAGUAUAAAUGAUAUAUUCAGUGUUGCUCGUACAAUAUUUAUCUACAUAUGCAAUCUGAUGUUGAUUUUACAGUAAAUGUUCAAAGUUCCCGCCGUCUUCUUAAAUGUCACCACUUAAUUUAUAUAGGAUUUGAUAGUUUAUGUUUUAUGUCCAGAGAUUUGUUGCAGUCCUCCCGUCCCCAAUUUUGUGUUAUAACUCUCAAACUAUAGGGUAUUGACACUGUGGUCGUGAAGUCAUUUAUCCUUAUGCAUGUCUCAGGAAUACAACCCAGAAUUAUAAAGAGUAUUUCCUAA